Molecule: messenger RNA, 6978 nt
Organism: Gordionus sp. m RMFG-2023
Lineage: Eukaryota; Metazoa; Nematomorpha; Gordioida; Chordodea; Parachordodidae
Exons: 24
Coding region: 60-5858 (1932 amino acids)
Biological process (GO): protein dephosphorylation
Molecular function (GO): protein tyrosine phosphatase activity; protein binding
Source: RefSeq, a predicted model, not a curated record
AUUUUAUAUUAAACAGUAUUAAGCAUUUCGAUAUCUUUGAGGUUUGAACCCUUCAGAAGAUGUCAAAGGGAACAUUGUGGUUACCACUUUUAUGGCUUUUUUACAAUAUUUUAGGAAUUGGCGCUCAAUAUAAACGUAUAUACGUCAAAAGUGGUAAUUCUCACAAUUUUACUUGCCUACUUGAUGAUAUUUCUACUAUACAAUCGUUGAAAUGGUUGUUUAACAAUACUAGAAAAAUAGCAUAUGUAACCAACCUUUCCGAUGUUAUUCUCGGCCCUAAAUAUAGGUUGAGAGCCACUAUAUUUGAUAACAAAAAUUUAAUAUUGCAAAAUCUAACAUCAAAUGACACUGGGCUCUAUAAAUGCAUAAUAGACAGAAAUAAUAAUCGUCUUGUUCAGGGUAUAUAUCUGAUAGUUCAAGAUGACAUAGAAUUUGAAAAACUCACUGUGGUUUUGCUCAAAAAAGCUAAGUAUCCUACUUUUAAGAUUAAGUGGAAAAAUUACAAUUCAAGGUCACAUAAUUCUACCUUUACUUAUGACACUGAAUACAGGGAAGGAUUAAAUACAUCUUGGAAAAAAUUCGAUAAUAAUUUAACUAUUAAUCUAACAAAUAACUCUAUAGAGGGGAUACAAGAGUUUAAAAAUAUGAAGACUAAUACAGAAUACACCUUAAGAAUAAUUGCUUCUGAUAUGUAUGGUUCCCUUAUUUAUAGUAAAGCAUCCGAUUCUGUUAUUCUAAUUGGCGAUGAUAAAAAAAAUAAGGUCACAAUCAAAACGAAUACAUCAAAAAAUCGCACGAACAUGAGUGCCACAAACAAAAUAUUAAAUAAUCGACACCCAUUUUCACUUUUUAAAUUUUCUCACUCAUUAAAAGGCCAAUAUAUUAAUAUUAAUUGGUUUUCCACUCACGGGGUAAACAAUGGAGGUAACCUAGUUGGAUAUUUGAUCAUCGUAGAACGAUCGAAAUUUGACGAAUCCCACGAAUCAUUGAUAAAUGAUACGGAAAUAUUUCAAUUGGGAUCAGACGAUAAUAUUAAAGCGACUCCUAAUCACGUAAUCGCUCGUCAUGACGGCGAUAAUAAUUAUCGGAUCGAUCUCAAUAAGUUUUUUGAGGAUUCUAGUAUAGCUAUCGAUAAUGUAUCCGUUAAAACAGCUGUAGUAAGACUAUUAAUUUUGUCGAAUACCGGGAAAAAGGAUAUCAUUAACGACAACAUUAUUCACGGAAUAAAUGACCGUGAUAAUAUUUUAAACGAAAAUAUCAAUGACGAAAUAUGGAAUGUUACUUUAAAAAAUAUAGAUCCACUUACCAAAUAUAAAUUUUCUAUAUAUUCUUUGGACAAAAAUGAGAAAUAUGAUGGUAUUCAAUCCUUUGUCGAGAGGACCGAUGUAAAAGCUCCUAGCCCUCCUUCUAUCAUUGGAUUGCACUUCUUGGAGAAUUCAACCACCCAGUAUUUUUCCGCUAACGAAUCUCAUUUCGUCUUUGUUAAUUAUAAUAAUGAUAGCCGUCAACAAAAUAUAUCGGGACAUAAUUUGAAAUCAAUUUCCGCUAUUUUGACUUGGAAGCCCAUCGCAGACGAUAAAAAUGAUAGAAGUUAUGAUCAUAUUAUCCCCGAGGAUUAUAUUAUAGAGGUCUAUUCAAAAACCAAAAGUCGAGAUAAGGUGUCCAAAUAUUCCUUAAGCUCCAUUUUUAAAUACUCCUCUCGCAAAGAAAACUUAAAGGAUAUUCAAAAAUUGAUUAUCAACGAUUUGGUUCCUGGCACACCUUAUUACAUUAGAUUAGCUGGUUUGAUUCAUAGUAAAUUAGUCGAAAAUAAAGUAAUUGUUGGAAAAUUCAGCCAAUUAAAGAGAUUUCACAUGUUAGAUGAAAACAAGUUAAAUCUUUUCCGAGGAAACCGCCUAUUAUUUGAUUUGCAAAGGGUUGGAUUUAUAUCGCAUAACGCUAGUUUUGUACCCGCCGAUAAAGCCAAUUCAAAUAUAAGUUAUCAUAUGGUAGAUGAUCAGCUGGGGAUUAUCACUGGCAUAUCGCUUUCAGUUGUUUUCGGAAUUUUCGCCUUUUUCAUGUUAUUCACUUGGAGGCGUUAUCAUAACAAGCAAAAGUAUUCCUUCCUACCUUCCCCGCCUCCGGUGCCUAAGGAAACGGAAGAGACUAUGGCAAAUUCUACAUUCGCUACCAAAAAGGACCCAGAACGUUCCGGAAUCAAAAUACCCAAUUUCCACGCUAAAAAGCCGAAGGAUACGAUUGUCAUGCUGGGAAACAUGAUCGAGGGGAUAGGGGACGCUUCUAAAAUGACGCUCAAAUUAUUCCACAACAAAACAAAACUCGAUUAUGACAAAAAGGUUCAAAAAGAUGAUAUGAUUAUUAAUAAUUCUAACUUAUCGAAUGGUCCGCUUACGACAAACGAAUCUAAAAUCCCGCAAAAUCCCUUAAAAAUUUUCCCAAACUUUAGAAAUAAUAACAAUAAUCAAACCCCCAUAUUUUGGCGACAAAUUUGGACAAAAUGGCGGCGCCCUCGUGAUCGUCGCCAUCAGUUUUUAUGCAGAAUACAUGCCACGUUAUCACGUCAGCAGGUGCCAUGUAAAGACGAAGGGAAUGGGUGCGAAGAAGCUGAGCGCGAUGUUACGCCUAAAAAUAUUGCCAAUGAAUGGAUAAACGCCAUAGAGAAUUCGAAUUACAAGGAGAGAUGCACGGACAUCGUGGUUGAACGAUUCGGUCAUUACGUCCGCCUAAUGCACACCAAUUCAGAUCAAGGCUUUUGUGACCAGUUUCUCUCUAUCGUCAGCAAAAGUCGUUCCACGGCCUCCAACUUUAAUCUCAAUAACGGUAUUAAUAAUGCCAACCGCGAAAUAUCGGCCAAAAAUAAAACCAAAAACCGAUACGCCAAUAUAUUCGCUUACCCCCAUACUCGAGUAUCCCUUAUCUCCGCCGCUUUGUCAUCUCCCCCUCGAGAAAACGGGGAUUUAUAUGGUAUCAUUAAUCCUAUGCUAAAAUUUAGCCAUGGGGAUAACGGCAAGGAAUUGGGAUUAGAAGUAGAGGAAACUAUAAUCGAUAACGGUUUUGGUGAUAAAGUUAACAUUAAUAACUUCAAGGAUAAAUUAAAUUGUAAUGACGAAAUUGGUUCGGAAAAGCGUGGAAUAGCCGUUGAAGACGACUAUAUAAAUGCCAAUUUUAUAGAGGGGUUCAACGGGCACGAAAGGUCUUACAUAGCCACUCAGGGACCUUUGACCAACACUAUAUCCGAUUUUUGGCGCAUGGUUUGGCUUUACCGAAUAGACUCUAUCGUCAUGAUAACUAAUCUGGUCGAAAGAGGAAAGGUUAAAUGCGACAAAUAUUGGCCUAACGAAGACGUGGAGAAUGUGGUGGACGUAUACGGAGACAUAAGCGUUAAACAUUUGGGCACUCAGAAAAGGGCUUUUUACACUGUCAGAACUUUUGAAAUAAAAAAUAUUGGGUCACGUAAACAGAACUCAUCUAACAUUCCCGACGACAACUCUGAUUCGAAAUCCAACAAAGAUUUGCCCAAUAACAACGAAAACUUAUAUGAUUUGACCUUUAACGCUGGAAAAAUCACGCUUAGUGGUGUUCCAAAAACAAAAAAAUGGCGGCGCCGGGUUUCCGAUGAUAUUUUUCCACUACUUUCUACCAAGAACUUAGAUGACAUAUCCAACGAUACAAAUGCUUCGAACGAUGUUAAAUUGGAUAAAAAUUUCUCGAAAGAAGAGGAAGUUAGCACGAAAUAUUUACACUUCGAAGAAGAUGGUAACAAAAAGUGCCUCCUUCGAAAUUCAUCUCCCUUGCAGAUUCACGUCGACGAGUCAAAUAAUUCAAAUGGCCAACAAGGAAUUGCGAAACUGGGAGAUGAUACAAAUUUCGUUAAAAAUAAAGAACUGAGUGGGAAAUUCGAUAUAAACAACUCCAAAAAUGCGAAUUCUAACAUAUUGCGAGAAAAUCAUCUGGCCCCUAGGGCCUUUUUCGAUAAAAACUCGGCCCGUGACUCCACAGCCAGUUUUGUCAUAUCUUCCUCCAACUCUUUUAAUCUCCCCUAUCCUCAAGGUGACACCACCAAUCUUAAAUCCCUCGCGGAAUCUAUUCAAGGAAACGACCCCAACGACGGCCGUAUCAUAGUCAAACAAUAUCAUUACACGGAAUGGCCAGAUCACGGGGUACCUCGUUUUACGCUCCCUCUAUUAAAUUUCAUUCGACUCUGCGGUCAUUCCAAUACCGAUGAGAAUUCUAAUCUUAAUGGGAGUAACAUCGAAAUGGAUUCGAGAAUUAAGGAUAAAGUUGAGAUAUCAAAAUCGAAUCUUAAAGAUGAUGUUCUUACUCUUAAAGCGAAACCCCCCAAAACCAUAUUGGUGCACUGCAGCGCGGGCGUAGGUCGAACUGGUACCUUUUUUGUGAUAGACGCCAUGUUGCAAAAGAUGCGUCAAAGCAAUUGUUUGGACAUUUACAACUACUUAUCCCGCAUUAGGACCCAGAGAAAUCAUUUGGUUCAAACCGAGGAACAAUUUAUAUUCAUUCAUGAUGCCCUUAACACUGCAAUAAAAUUAGGUGAUACUGCAACUAGCUUCAAGGCUAUAGAAAAUCUCGUUAAUGCUUAUUUUGCUUCAAACGGUUCUGCAAAAAAUUUCUAUUCAGCCCAAUACAGCCAGCAAAAAAGUGAAGGCAAACUCGACAAAAUGCUGGAUCUAUUCAGCGAGCCGGAUGAUGACAAAAAUCUUUGUCAAAGGUUAGUCGAUCAAGCAGCUUGCUUGAUCGAAUCUAACAGGGAAUUUGAUUUAAUGAGUGUCAAAAAUUCGGAUGAGAGCUUCAAAAACAAUCAAACUUUUGUUAGCGGGCUGAAUACGUUCAACCUCAGGAAAAAUAGGGCCUACCUUAACAUACUCCAACGUGAUAAAGGUGACGAUAUGAAUAAUACCGUAAUCUUGCCUGACGAUAUAUGGAGAGUGUACUUGACUCCUAAACCCACUCUCCAGGGAUCGGACUAUAUCAACGCUUCUUACUUGGAAGGUUAUUUUUCCCAAAAAGAUUUUGUGAUCACUCAGCAUCCUACACUUGAUACCAUUCAAAGUUUUUGGCGAAUGAUCUGGGAAAAUAACGUUGCUCAUAUAUUCCUUCUCAUAUCGCCCAACGAAGAACAUCCGACUCAAGUGCACCAAGAAAACGAUUAUAAUACUUCUUCUACUGCCCACGAUAUGUACCUUCCAUUCUGGCCUGCAGUUGAAAAUUACUUGAGUUUCGAGGGUAUAAAGGUAUUUUGCCUGGACUCCAUCUCCAGAUCUUCAAAUAAUAAUAAUUCUAUAGCCGAUAAAUGCAACAAAGCUGACGAUCUAUUUUCUAUCGUUAACUUCUCAUUGGAGUCAGAUGAUGAAGAUUACCAGCUCCUUACUAAAAUGUACAUUUGCAAUUCAUGCCAUUUGCCAUCUUGGUUUACUAAAAACCUUUCUUCUAGCAAACAACAUCUUUCCAAUGGCUAUAUUUUUUCGCUUGCCGAUAACGAAAAUCGCAAUUUUUAUAAACUAGUUUCUACCUUAGCUAAAGAAUUAUCUCAUAAUAAUAGGAUUACCUUUGAUAAAUCGCAAACCAAUGUAAUAAAAAAUCAAUAUGAAGAUGGAUCUGUUCCAGCUCCUAUAGUUAUGAUCGAUAGAUAUGGUGGACUAGAAGCUGCGAUUCUGUGUCUGCUUGCUUCAACCUAUCUCGAAUAUUUGAAAGGUGAUGGUAAAUUCGAUCUUUUCCAGCUGACUUACAAUUACAACAUUAAAAGGAUUAAUUUAUUUACCAGCACCGAUGAUUUGUUCAAACUAUACUGGGGAAUGCAUCAAAUUUUACAAAUGCAUAAUUCAAAUUCUCGGUACAUCUAACUCGAUUAUGGUUCAACUCGAGGAAAUUGCCGUUUAACAGCUGAUUUAUUUCAAUUUCUAUUCGUCUAUUUAUAAUCACAUGACUUGUCCGAUUUUAUAGGUUAUUAAUAAACAAAUGGUUGUAAUUUAAUUUAAACCUAUUUUUUAAUAUAUUUUAGCCAUAACCCAUAUCUUUCAAACUUUAUCCCAAUCCAUAUCUUUAAUUUUUAAUCCUAUUCCUUACUUCAGAGAUACUUGUUUAAUUUUAAACAUAUUUCAACCAAUUAAAAAUAUCUUUUUUAGUUGAACAUUCCUUGAGUUGAGCUUUUAUCAUCUAAUUCGACAUAAUACCAAAUAUUUUUUUUAAGUCAUAAUAUUAUUCAUUUUUCUUUGUGAACAGCACCUCACCAUUUCAUUUUUUUUUAAAUUUUGUAUUCUUAGUUCAAAUUAAACCUACUAAUUUCGAUUAUGUUAUAUUAAAUAUAUUAUUACUUUAAAAAUUAAACUUGACUUUAUUAUGGUAAUAUUUUUUAUUUAUUUAUUUUGCAUGACAAAAUAACUAUAUCAUAAUAUCAAAUUUUAAAAAAAUCAUACAAAUGUCAAAGUAUUAUAUCUCAAUAUUGUAUUAACAAAUAAUAGAAUCAAUAAUAUUAUAUUUUUAUAUGCAUCGUUCAUAUUAUCACAAUCAAAAGAAAAAUGAUUUAUAUAUAAAUUUCUUGAGCCAAAUCUUUGUUUAAUAUCCUAGAAUUUGUAGAAGUAAAAUUAUUAUUACAGCUGACAAACAAUAAUACUCAAUUUAAUUUUUAAAAAUUGUUACCAUUUCUUAGAGUAUAUUAUAUUUAAUCAUUUUCUCUGUAACAACCAAUCUCCUGCCACAUUGUAGUAUUAUUUAUUUUUUUAGCUUUUUCAUUCAUACAUAUUGACUUAAUUUAUGAUUUAUUUUCCAAGUGUACGCUUUAUUAUUAGAAGACAGAAAAUUUUGUUAUUUACUUAUAUAUAUAUUAAAAAGUAAAAAAAAAUAAUCGUUGAUUUUUUUUGAUAACGUUCGUAUUUAAUGUAUUUGUAUAUUUCUUAAAAUAUUAUUUUUUAUCAUAAUUCCGAAUUGUUUUGUGAAAAUACAUUGCACCCUAAUUUUUUAUAU